Spizellomyces punctatus DAOM BR117 is the source of this 2758-nucleotide messenger RNA. RefSeq lists its product as uncharacterized. The transcript has 11 exons. Gene Ontology annotation, biological process: G protein-coupled receptor internalization; signal transduction. Lineage: Eukaryota; Fungi; Chytridiomycota; Chytridiomycetes; Spizellomycetales; Spizellomycetaceae. Gene Ontology annotation, molecular function: G protein-coupled receptor binding. Gene Ontology annotation, cellular component: cytoplasm. The record is from RefSeq and is a predicted model, not a curated record. The coding region runs from base 186 to 2591 and encodes 801 amino acids.
CGGCAGGACGUAAUGCGCUACCCAAUGCAGGAGUUUGUCCUAUUUUAAUAAAGCUUUGGGCUCAUUCCUCAUUCACUUGCGUGUGUUGCGCAGCUUUUUGUAUAUCAUCUCAUCUCAUAGUUGGAAUAGGCAAAUACCGUAUCUCGUAAACGAAUAAACUUUAAGGGAAAUAGAUAACUCUAGGCAUGGCGUUUGUGGGUAAUAUAGCCAGCUUGACACAUGGGCAGAGAGAACUGCACCACAAAAUCAGCACUUCUUCCUUCGGCAAUUUGUCCGAUGGCUCGUAUGGUACAAGUCCACCAAAGGCCUCUCCAGGCGCACAUAGCGCACUUAAGCCGACCUCGAAUAUGGCUUUCAACCCUGUUCCAACGACCCCCGGAAAAUGUUCCAAGUUAAAAGUCAACGUAUUGCUUGACUCGACGAUAUAUGUCGCUGGAGGAAACCUACACGGAAGAAUGGAAAUUAUAUCGUCCACCAACAAAAGCUUGAAAUUAGGAGAGAUAUCUGUUGAACUCAAUGGUUUUGAAGAGGUCAGCGAUAAAGAUUACGAGCGAAGUCAGGCCUUCCUUUCCGCUCGCAUUGUUUUUCAAGGAGAGCGUAUGCCUCCCUCAAACGCAGUCCGCGGUCCGGGAGAGAAUGGAUUCUGGCAAGCAAAUAAGGGCAAAACAACUUUCCCAUUUGCUUUCCGCCUUCCAAAUGACGCACCGAGCUCUUAUGCGUACCAGAAUAUCUCUAGCUUACGAUAUGUCGUCACAGGGGUGGUUCAAUAUAAGCAAAAUGGACGAAGCGACAGUUUAUUCAGAUCAAAGGAGGCGUUCGUGGUGGAAAACUGGAAAGCCAAUCAUAUGGACAUCACAGAUGAGCCAAUAAGGGCAAAAAAUCAUCGGAAAGUCUGGUUUGGAGGUGCCGGAGAAGUUCAGCUUGAGGGUACCAUUCAAAAAUCCUUCUUUUGUUCGGGGAAUGACGUGUAUGUGGAGCUUCGCGUAAAAAACGACUCAAAGAGACGAGUUCAAGGAAUCAAGUUAUCAUUAAUUCGCAAGUUGAUGAUGCUACGGGAAGGAACAUCUGCUCAAGAUCCACUAAACGAUGUGAAGAUGUUUAGUGAGUCGGUAUCCGAAACAACUUUCAAAGAGAAGGAUUUCAUUUUUGAUCCUGGAGAGGAGAGGGCGAACAUCCUUAAUAUCCACAUUCCGCGUUUUGUUCGUACAGUACGCAACACCGCUUUGGCAGAGGUAGCGUGCCGAGUAAUCAUUGCGCUUAAUAUGGGGACGUUCAAUAAGGACCUGGUGAUUGAGCUUCCCAUCAAUGUUUGCCAUUCAGCUUCCAUCCUACCCCCACCCACGGUUAACAUGAUGGCUAACUUGCACCCGCAACACUACAAUGUAAUUUCCGAUGACCCUGCGGAGGAGGUGGCUCCAACCGUCCGUAAACGUGAUAAAAACUGGAAAGCAACAUUGCGAGCGCGUUCCGCUUCACCACCACGGACAGUUCGCGGAGCAAUGGCGCUGAGUCCUCCAAAAGGAAGACGCGCACUUCCAUGGUCAGAUGAUGAGGGGGACGUUGCCGACUUUGUGGCACGAAGGAGAGCUCGAAAGAGCAAUGCCGCUAUGGACACGCCGCCCCCAGAAGACCAUUCUCCCCCUGCUGGAGGCUUCCUUCGGGAACUGGUUCCAAAUUCCCCUGCUUCGGCGACCAUGCGAGGUAUCGCCACGAAGGGAAACAUUGCCAAAUCGCCCCCAAUUGGUCCAACCGGUCCAAUCUCCUAUGUUCCCGCUGUCGAACGAAGCAAGUACUUGUCGAGAUCGUCUAUGCUUCUGGACAUCCCAUCAAGUCCCAAUCAACAAACGGAGACCCCGACAUCGCCUCAGCAGUGGGCUACUCAUGGCAAUUCUCCUGAUCCGUUGUCGCUUCCAAGCCCCGUACUUCAUGGUAGAAGGGCUCUCCCGGAACCCAGUUUCUAUGAACCACCACCAUCCCAGAACGCGGCGCCCAGCAGCCCAACUGGUCGCACUCCCAGGCCAUUACCCUCCAUUCCAGAUCUUGCCGCCGCGAGAAACUUUACUGACGACGACAAGAUUCCAAUUCAAUAUCGAACAAUGUCACCGCCUUUAAAGCCAAGACCUGUAAACUAUGUCUCCAAACUCGGUCGUGACCCGAAACCGCUACCCGAGCCGAAACAGCAGCAAACGACUACCUCCGCCAAUCAUCUCGCGCCGGCUGCCGAGGCAAGACCCUCUGCGAGGUUUUCCGCCACUUCUCAACUGUCAACAAUCGUCGGAACAGAAAACAACUUCUUGGAUAUCGAUUUCGACUUUGGGGACGGAUUCCUGGGAGAUGCAGACCCCAAGACAUCCACACUCAGUCGUACUUUAAGGCGAGGUCAACAGAUGGCUGCUGUUCCUGUUGAAUCUAAUGAUAAUCUGGCAAAGAAAGAAAAUCUACAUCCUGGGUUAUCACUAAGCCCACCCUCAAAGCCGAUACCGAUUGGGUCAAAGUCAAACAAGGAGGUAGCAACGAUAUCUCCCCGCACGAUGUCACCAAAACUGGCAGAAUAUCUUGCAAAGUAUUCCCAGGCGGCUAACGGAAUAUGAGUCGACAUACGUAAUAGUCGUUUAAUUUGACACUGAUAUACUGAUAUAUAGUUGUCUUGUAUAGUAGUUCUAUUUUUUUUUUUCUUGUAUUUAGCACCGUGCGUACGUAAAGAUUAAACAAGUAUGUCAUUUUAAGUAACGUAAAACAGUCACCCAUGAUAGACAGC